CAGGUGUUCCUCCCGUGAGAUUAUAGCAGGUUUUUCACAGAGAGAAAAAAAGACACCGUAAACUUCCCACCAGUGACGAGAUAUCUUUUUGCAACAAUUGCUUUUCUGACGAAGUUUCUCCCUGUGAAUUUGUUGAACAGUUUGUUUUUCUUUGGCCCUAUUGAGGGGAAGGCUGCCUUGACUUUUUGGGCUGGGCCCGUGGUAUUAGUUCACACCUGUUUACGUCUGCUAGAAACAGAAACACAAGACUUGCUCACCCCGCCUUUCUGAGGUUCAGGAAAGUUGUAUGGUUUACUGAAGACGACUUGAUGUGAGUUUAAGUGUCAAGACUGAACAAACUAAGUCCCAAUGACUGAACAAAACUUAAAUUCGACUACUGAUGAACAAAAAACGACAAGAAUUUAUAAUAAAAAAGAUUCUAAAAAUGUUUCUUUUAAUUCAGAGCCAGAAAAUGCAGGAGUGGAAGAAAAGACGAAGAAAAGUGGCAAGAUGCUUAAUCAACAGUUACAAUCUUUGAACCUGGAAGCAGAAAUCUUUGAAACUAAAAGGAAAACUAGUCUGACCAGAUCAAAGACUUAUGAUUCAGUUUUUCCAUCUAGUCCUGCAGACUUGGAAACAAAAUCUGAAAGGAAGAAAAAUUCCAAUCCUUCGAAGACAAAUGCAACCUAUCACAAGAUCUUUAAAGAUAUUGAAAAGGAUGAAUCGUUAAAACAAAGUUUUACUUGUGCUUUGCAAAAAGACAUUCUCUACCAAGGAAAAUUGUUUGUGUCUGAAAACUGGAUUUGCUUUAAUUCCAAAGUCUUUGGAAGAGAUAUAAAGAUUACCAUACCCACCUUCUCUGUGAAUCAGAUUAAGAAACACAAAACUGCCUUGCUGGUGCCAAAUGCUCUAUGCAUAUUCACUGAACUUGAAAAGUUUAUGUUUGUUUCACUAUUGUCGAGGGAUGCAACCUAUAAGCUUCUGAAAUCUGUUUGUUUACAUCUGGAGGAGAGACCUGAUGAUACCAGUCCAAAUCCAUCCCUUGCUGAAAAUAAUUUCAGGGUUGAACGUCCAACAUCAUUGUCUCUAGAAUUUCAUUUAGAAGAUUUGCCAGAUAUUCCAACAGAAUGCAGAAGACGAGAAUUGGAGCAAUCCAGCAGUUCUGGUUCUCAAACUCCAGAGUCUGAAAAUUCGCAAGAGUUUCCCAGUGGAUCCCAAGCAUUACUGAAAAUGGAAAAGAAUACCAUUCCUGUGCAUGCUGAUGUUCAUGUAAAAGAAAUGACCGACGUGAAGAGAAGAAGCUAUCAUGAGGGCAGGAAUUCCUUGGUAUGGGGGCUAUUACACAAAGUGAAAGCUAAUGGUGAACAGCAUAUUUCUGUGAACACCUUACUGGUGCUCUAUCUGGUCAUAGUCAUUGUGUUAGUCAUUUCAUCUUUCUACAUGGGCAUGAAAAUCUUUGCUUUGGAGCAGCGCCUGGCUUCACUGGGAGCAUUGCCAGAAUAUCAUGCACAUCACAAAGAAUCCUUUAUUCAGCGUGACGUGGGUUUGCCGUACCAAGUCAACACAGAUAUGAUUUAUGAUGAAUUGACAGAAAAUCUUGCAAAACUCGAAAAGAUACAGAAGAAUCUACAAAAGCUUCUGGAUGGAACUGAAUGAGAUUUUGCACUUUUAAUCAUCAGUACAUGUUGUGCCCAGCAAGGUCAUCAAUGUAUGGAAUGUAAUGUGAACUCUGCAGGACAGAGUGUAGGAUUGUUAAACUUCAACCAUGUAUUUAACGGAAUUCUGUGUGGCCUUUGAGGAAAUAUGCACAUUAUCUUCCUUGUAUCUGUGCAAGAAAGAAUUCCAUUGAUCAGCAAGCCCUUUAUUUAGCAAUUAAACUUUUGGAAAGCA
This is a messenger RNA of Leucoraja erinaceus (little skate), 1869 nucleotides long. It is a transcript of the gene gramd2b, whose product is annotated as GRAM domain-containing protein 2B. The transcript is spliced from 14 exons. The coding region runs from base 349 to 1635 and encodes 428 amino acids. NCBI's taxonomy places the organism in Eukaryota, Metazoa, Chordata, Chondrichthyes, Rajiformes, Rajidae. The record is from RefSeq and is a predicted model, not a curated record.